AGAUUAAGGAAAUCCACCAUGAAUGAAAUACAGUGUUUAGUUAUAUUCAAGAAGUCACACAUGUCCAGUAGAUACAUAGAAAACUGUUCUAAAUUAUAUAUAAAGAAAAACCUGUUAUUUUAGGGGCCACUGGAAUUGUUUUUCUGAAUGUCCUAAUUUUCUGUAUGACUUUAACACAUCAGUCCUGAAUAUAAAAUUAUUCAGAUGACAAAUUGAGGAACAAAUAGAUGAAGAUGUGAUGUCUGCCAUUUACUCAAACAGUUGCUACAUGUUUCUGGAUUCUUGUAUUUUAAACAUUGUUUUCUGUUCUGUUGUUUCGUUGAUGACACUUUAUAAAAUAUCAAUGCAACAACCCACCAAAGGAUUUUGGAAAUCUAUAAAGGACUAAGACACCGUUGUUGUGAAUAUUAUUAAAGAUCAACAGAAGAAAGGGUCAAUGGACAGUACUGACCUUUGACCCGAGGUCAAUGGGAAAUAACAUCUGUUCCUGUACAACUAAAUUCCUUGAAAAACGUCCUGAAACUAAGGAACAGAAAGAGAAAAGAUUAAAGAAAACCUAUGGCAAUAUCCCACUGCAAGAAGUUGUCAUUUAUAAAGUGAUGCCAACUUUAGGUUUGGCCAUUGAGGGUGGCAUCAAUUCCAGUCAGAUGUUUCCUCGAGUGUUUGCAAUCCAGCCGAAUGGUUCCACAUUUUACUCCAAAACCGACCUGAAGGUGGGCAAUAUACUGUUGGAAGUGAAUGGCACCUGCCUGGUGGGACUUCAGCACAGUGAGGUGGCAGCAAACAUUGCCAACGCCUUUUUGGAUGAAUCUCAAGAUUACCUGACAUUUUUGGUUACUGAGGAUGGAUGGCAGCCAAAGACUAGCAGCAUUUGAAUGGGUACAAAGAGGGUAUGAAUGAGGGGGGGGGAAGAGGGGAGGAUGAGAGUUGAGGAUGAUUUUUUUUUAUUUCACUUAUUUCAGUCAUUUGACUGCGGCCAUGCUGGAGCACCACCUUUAGUCAAACAAAUCGACCCCAGGACUUAUUCUUUGUAAGCCGAGUACUUAUUUUAUCAGUCUCUUUAGCCAAACUGCUAAGCUACGGAGACAUAAACACACCAACAUUGGUUGUCAAGUGAUGUUGGGGGUGGGGGGGACAAACACAGACACAAAUACAUAUAUAUAUAUACAUAUAUACGGCGGGCUUCUUUCAGUUUUUGUCAACCAAACCCACUCACAAGGCUUUGGUCAGCCUGAAGCGAUAGUAGAAGACAAUUGCCUAAGGUGCCAAGCAGUGGGACUGAAUCCAGAACAAUGUGGCUGAGAAGCAAGCUACUUACCACACAGCCACUCCUGCAUGCAAAAAUACAUUAUCAUCAUCAUCGUUUAACAUCUGCUUUCCAUGCUGGCAUGGGUUGGACAGUUUGACUGAAGGCUGGCAAGCCAGAAGACUGCACCAGGCUACAACGUGAUCUGCCAGAGUUUCUACAGCUGGAUGCCCUUCCUAACGCCAACCACUCUGAGAGUGUAGUAGGUGCUUUUACAUGCCACUAGCACGAGGGCCAGUCAGGUGGUACUGGCAACAGCCACGCUCAAAAUCGUGUUUUUUACAUGCCACCUGCACAGGAGCCAUUCCAGCAACACUGGCAACAACCUUGCUCGAAUGUUGUCUUUCACAUGCCACCUGCACAAGUGCCAGUAAGGUGAUGCUGGUAACGAUCACGCUUGAAUGGUGCUUUUUACAUGCAUGGGAGCCAGUCAGCAGCCCUGGCAACGAUCACACUCAGAUGGUGCUCUUAGCGCUCCACUAGCACGGAUGCCAGUCAAGCGGUACUGUCAUCAAAUUUGAUUUCGAUUUCACUUGAUAAGUGGGCUGGUUGCACCACUGGCAUAGGCCAUGGGUUAUGGUCUCACUUGGCUUGCUAGGUCUUCUCAAGCACAGCAUAUUUCCAAAGGUCUUGGUCACAAGUCAUUGCCUCGAUGAGGCCCAAUGUUCGAAGGUCUUGCCUCACCACCUCAGCCCAGGUCUUCCUGGGUCUACUUCUUCCACAGGUUUCCUCAACUGCUAGGGGGUGGCACUUUUUCACACAGCUAUCCUCAUCCAUUCUCGCCACAUGACCAUACCAGCGCAAUCGUCUCUCUUGUACACCACAACUGAUGCUUCUUAGGUUCAACUUUUCUCUCAAGGUGCUUACACUCUGUCGAGUAUGCACACUGACAUUACACAUCCAGC
This is a messenger RNA of Octopus bimaculoides (California two-spot octopus), 2211 nucleotides long. RefSeq names its product whirlin. The record is from RefSeq and is a predicted model, not a curated record. Gene Ontology annotation, cellular component: plasma membrane; stereocilia ankle link complex; stereocilium tip. NCBI's taxonomy places the organism in Eukaryota, Metazoa, Mollusca, Cephalopoda, Octopoda, Octopodidae. Gene Ontology annotation, molecular function: protein binding.